GCGCCUGCGCAGUGGGGCUACAUCCGGGCACUGGGGCAGGAUGAAUGCUCCUUUCCAAGAUGGCGGCGGAGGGAGGAGGGAAGGAGAUGAACGAGAUUAAGACCCAGUUCACCACCCGGGAGGGGGUGUACAAGUUGCUGAGCCACUCGGAGUACAGCCGGCCCAACCGCGUGCCCUUCAACUCGCAGGGCUCCAACCCGGUCCGCGUCUCCUUCGUCAACGUCAACGACCAGAGCGGCAACGGCGACCGGCUCUGCUUCAAUGUGGGCCGGGAGCUCUACUUCUACAUCUACAAGGGGGUCCGCAAGGCUGCUGACUUGAGUAAACCAAUAGACAAAAGGAUAUACAAAGGAACACAACCUACAUGUCAUGACUUCAAUCACUUAACAGCCACAGCAGAAAGUGUCUCUCUCCUAGUGGGCUUCUCUGCUGGCCAGGUCCAACUUAUAGACCCUAUUAAAAAAGAAACUAGCAAAUUAUUUAAUGAGGAAAGACUAAUAGACAAAUCCCGAGUAACCUGUGUAAAAUGGGUACCAGGUUCGGAAAGCCUUUUCCUAGUAGCUCAUUCCAGUGGCAGUAUGUACUUGUAUAACGUGGAACACACUUGUGGCACCACAGCCCCACACUACCAGCUACUCAAACAAGGAGAAAACUUUGCAGUCCACACUUGCAAGAGUAAAUCCACAAGAAACCCUCUGCUUAAAUGGACAGUAGGUGAGGGGGCCCUGAAUGAAUUUGCCUUUUCCCCAGAUGGGAAAUUCUUGGCAUGUGUGAGCCAGGAUGGCUUUCUUCGUGUGUUUAACUUUGAUUCAGUGGAGUUACAUGGUACAAUGAAAAGCUACUUUGGAGGACUACUAUGUGUAUGUUGGAGCCCUGAUGGGAAAUAUAUUGUAACAGGUGGAGAGGAUGACUUAGUAACAGUUUGGUCUUUUGUGGACUGUCGAGUAAUAGCUAGAGGCCAUGGACAUAAAUCAUGGGUCAGUGUUGUGGCUUUUGACCCAUAUACCACUAGCGUAGAAGAGAGUGACCCAAUGGAAUUUAGUGGAAGUGAUGAGGAUUUCCAAGACCUCCUUCAUUUUGGCAGAGAUCGAGCAAAUAGUACACAAUCUAGGUUGUCAAAAAGGAACUCUACAGACAGUCGUCCAGUAAGUGUUACGUACAGGUUUGGCUCAGUAGGUCAGGACACGCAGAUCUGUUUGUGGGACCUUACAGAAGAUAUUCUCUUUCCCCACCAACCUCUCUCGAGAGCAAGGACACACACAAAUGUUAUGAAUGCCACAAGUCCACCUGCAGGAAGUGGUGGAACUAAUCCAGGAAGUAAUGGCAACAGUAUCACAACACCUGGAAACUCUGUACCUCCUCCUCUUCCACGGUCAAACAGCCUUCCGCAUUCUGCAGUCUCAAAUGCUGGCAGUAAAAGCAGUGUCAUGGAUGGUGCCAUUGCUUCUGGUGUUAGUAAAUUUGCAACCCUAUCACUACACGAUCGGAAGGAAAGACACCAUGAAAAAGAUCACAAGAGAAAUCAUAGCAUGGGACAUAUAUCUAGCAAGAGCAGUGACAAACUGAACCUAGUUACUAAAACCAAAACGGACCCAGCUAAAACUUUGGGAACACCUCUCUGUCCCAGAAUGGAAGAUGUUCCCUUGUUAGAGCCUCUUAUCUGUAAAAAGAUAGCACAUGAAAGACUGACUGUGUUAAUUUUUCUUGAAGACUGUAUAGUCACUGCUUGUCAGGAGGGAUUUAUUUGCACAUGGGCAAGGCCUGGUAAAGGGAUUAAAGCUGCAGGACCCUUCAGAACAUGGAUUGAAACUGGCAUUUCUGAUGUUCCAGCUGCUUGACCACAUUUUCCUUUUGCUUGCGAGGAGGGUUGUGUAGCCCAGGAGAUGAAGAAUCGCCCUGUUUGGGUUCCAGUUACCCCCUGCAUUUGAGAGGUUCCGGGACUCCUUGUAGUUCAUUGGUGGAUUCAGUGGGGUGCCCUACAUGCUUCCCAGAGCCACCACUUACCGUAGCCACCACUUCAUAUGUAGUAAAAUCAGCGCAUUCCCAUGUUUCACAGAAAAAUGCAUUUCUAACGAAGAAUGUCUAAACCUGAUGGUUCCCCUUCUAGAACCUGCAUUUCACAGUCGGCCUGUUAGAAAUACCAUAUUCUUUUAGGAUUUACCUUGUGCUUAGGUUACAGAGUAAUUUGCACGUGGACAUGUCAGACCACUGAUUAAUUCGUCACGAGAGGGGAAAUAUUGGUGUCUUGGGCUAUUUAAACGCAGAAGGUUCUUGUAAAAUGUUCUAAGCCAAUCUAAAUCCUUCUUGCAAGAAAAUGCGAUUUGUUAAUCCUAGCUGUGAAAACACAAUUUGUGGAAUAUGGUAUUACCGUGUAUGCUCUGAUUAAGAGUUCUGCUGUCACUGUCACUUCAUUUUAUUUGCUAUUUUGAAAUAAAAGUUUAUUUUCAAGCUUUCAGAAGUGCCGAAAUAAUUGAGUUGCUCUUAAAAAAUGUUGCCCUUGUGUUUAGUUCCAGUUUUUUUAGCAUUGUCCACGCAGAGGAGGGACUAUAUCCUUCUUGCUGUAUAAUUACUUGUGCAGCUACCUAAAUAGCUUCUUUUUUCAAAGCCUGAAUAUCAUGCUUUGUGUAUUUCAUAACCAAGCCAUGUAAAUCUACCUCAUGGGCUGCUGGCACAUAACACAAUUAAUGAGUAAAUUGCCCCAGAUUUGUGCUCUAGUUAAUUUACAGAUUGUAAGGAGUAGAUACAUGACCAGUUUGUCCAAGUUAGCUGCUUCUGAUGACUGUCUGCCCAAUAGGUGGUUGGGAGGGGCCCAUUUACAUUGACUCAGUCAAUGGCUACCCUAAAAUGAAACUGAGUACAAGAACAGACAUGUGACACCUUCCCCUUUGUACCUUCCUGACAGAAAAGAAAAAAAUACAAAGGGACAGCUUACCAUGGGAUUGCCUGACUUGCUCUGUAGUAGAGCUGUGUCAUGUAGCAAAUGUGGUGUUUUUGCACUCGGGGUGUAUGAGUCAGUUAUGGAUUGAUAGAUACGCUAAACAAUUUUGUUCGUUUUUGUAGGUUCCACAUAUAUAGAGGACAAUUUGAAGCACAGUGUACCUUGGUAUUUUCCAUACCUAUCUUCUGCCAUGAAGUCCAUCAUUCAUGUGGAUGCAUCCCAUGUCUGUACUGGUGGAUCAGAUAUCUUAAAUCUUAAAAGAAAAAUGACAGUUUUAUCUGAAACUAGUUUUUUGUUACUUGGACCCACCAGUUCAGAGCCCCUUCCACUUCUUUCUGUGGUUCACAAGAAUAGCACUGUUUUCCAUAUAGUAGUGGUUCCUGGGUUCUUGGAUCUAAGGGAGAAAGAGCUCCUGUAGAUUGUGAAUGUCACUGAUUCUACAUUCCUAUUGUUAGUUGCUGUCUGGUCUUGUAUAGCUUGAUGGAUCUCAGUCACAAGAACCUAAUUUUGAGGUAAGAAUUGAACCUGUCUGUAAAAUAGAUGUUUAGAGGAAUUGCAAGAAGGGCAUGCAUACCUGUGUAGCAAUGAGCAACGUGGUAUUGUUGAUCGAAUGUAGUUCCAGCUUAGAUGGUAUUUGGGUCUUCUGACUGACAUGUUUAUGACUACGUAAUGAAGGUGCGGUGUGCUUGGUGUAGGUGCUUGUUUUAAAUCUGAAGUCUGGUGUAGAAAAUAAACUUCAACAAAUGGCUGAAGAAACAAGUAGCUUGAUCAGAUGCUAACUUCUAUACAUACAUCAAAGCAAAAAAUACGUGCUUGAAUAUAUAUUAGUCUAAGCAUGUAUAACUGCAUUUGUAGCUGAGAAUUCAUAGUAAUCAAUGCACCUGAAAUAAAUCAAGCCACUAUUCCAUUUUAAAAUGCAGCAUAGUUAAAUGAGGUAGGACGCUUCUGAAGAAAAUCAAAGGUAAAAUUCCCUUAAAUUGUAUGUGAACUUAAAUAAAUUCUCUCAUUGAAUUUUCCCCCACUGUUUUCACUCCGAACUACCAAAUGGAAAAUUUAGUAAAAACUUUCAAUUGAAUUGUGUAUUACCUCUUCUUUCGCUGACUAGUGAGGGACCAAGAACUGGCACUCGGCAGUAAUGGAGGUUCACUGUCAAACUUCUGGGUUUUUUCUAAUACUGAUUGUAGAAUAAGCCCAUUCUGUUUGAUGUUUAAGGGUAUUUUUAGCAGUAUGACAGUGCUCAGAAAUUGCCAACAAUGGAAAAAAGUACAGGGCAAGCUGAAGUCAGCUGUGACAGGUUCAUACAAUGUAUCCUAAACGCACACCAAUGUUGAUUCAUCUCGGAAACACUGAUUGAAAUGUUAUCAUGGAACAGGGCAAGUGACAUUAUUUGUGUAAGAACUUGCAGUAGUACUUGGGUAGCAAUGAAGAAGAUGCUCUGUGGGUAGUACAGACGAACAGUUGUACUGAAGUUUGUUGCAGACAAUUUUUAUUUUUUAAAUUUAAUGUCAGGUUCUCUUGCUGGAUUAAUGUAAACUGCUUUGUUUGCAGGGUUUAUUGUCAUCCCAAAACCAGGCCAAUUCUCCAAGUGGAACUGUAGUAUAGCCAUCACACUACUGCUAGCAAAUCUUUGAACACAGGACAAGAAGUAAUGACAGUGGAACCAGCAGCUGUUCUUCAGGCAGAAAGCAUCACAAAAUUAUAAAAUGGCAGAGUGUAAACUCGGAAUUAUGUGAAUCACAUAGUACUUUGCAAAGGAAUAAUGUAAUGAGACCUUAUUACAGCUAAUAUGUCUAGGCUGCUCACCCAAAGAAGAGUUUUCCUUUUAAAAAAUGCUUCUUUUGGUGUUGCAGUAAAAAAUAGUAACUUUUCAGUUCUCUUUAUACUUUUCAAGUUUGGUGUAAUUUAAUCUCUCUCUCUCUCUCUCUCUCUCUCUCUCUCUCUCUCUCUCAUAUAUGAAUGAGAGAGAGAGAAUGUAAAAUAAAGUGUUUCUUAAAUCCAAAUAAGUUCAAUGGUUAAAUUAGUACUUCACCAUUGUUUAUUUUGCACUGAUUUUUUUUUUUUUUUAACCAGAGAUGGUUAGAAGACAGCCUGGAAUGCACUCAUGGAAAAUGAAAGUCAUUACUUUCUGGCUUAAAAAUGUAAUUCAGGAAGAUGGAUGCUGCAAUCAUAGAUUUUUUUUUAAACAAAAUUGUUUUGCACUUAAAUAGUCUAAUGCUAAUGGAGAAUUACUUUAAAAUGGGUGUUCAAACACCAGAAAAACUAUGUUGUGGAGAAAAGAUCCUUUGUAUCUAUUAAACAUUUAUUUUAAUAUUGUUGUUUCCAAUUGCAAUCAACUCUGUAUUAUAUGUAUAAAUGUAAUUCAGUGAUUUGGGGAAAUGGAUCAUUACACUAGUAAUUUUCAUCAUCAUUUACGAAAGUGAUAUUUCUAAUUCAGAAAAUACAUAUUAUUAAACUAUCUUGAAUAUGCAA
This is a messenger RNA of Alligator mississippiensis (American alligator), 5407 nucleotides long. It is a transcript of the gene WDR20, whose product is annotated as WD repeat domain 20. NCBI's taxonomy places the organism in Eukaryota, Metazoa, Chordata, Crocodylia, Alligatoridae. The transcript is spliced from 4 exons. The record is from RefSeq and is a predicted model, not a curated record. Gene Ontology annotation, molecular function: protein binding. Bases 45 to 1838 code for a protein of 597 amino acids.